Messenger RNA from Aspergillus luchuensis, 1443 nucleotides. Its product is annotated as RING finger domain protein. The transcript has a single exon. Lineage: Eukaryota; Fungi; Ascomycota; Eurotiomycetes; Eurotiales; Aspergillaceae. Gene Ontology annotation, molecular function: zinc ion binding. The coding region runs from base 1 to 1443 and encodes 480 amino acids. The record is from RefSeq and is a predicted model, not a curated record.
AUGGCCUCCCUCCCAGGUUAUUCGGCCUCUAGCCGGCCACAGUUAUCUGAUAAUAAUACUACCUCCACUACCCAACAGAAUAGCGUCUCCACGAAUAUAACCAGCAGCGCUUCAUCGACAGAGUCGUUUGAAGCUAGCGAUACCGUUCUGCUCAACGGCACCUCGGAUACCGCCACCGCCCAUGGCUCCCCGACAAGUCCGACUCUCGCCGAUGCGUCUGGUGAGGAACCACGCAGAUGUUGGAUUUGCUAUACAGAUGAGACAGAGGACUCUCCCCUUAAUUCACAAUGGCGUUCGCCAUGCCCAUGCGCCUUGACCGCCCACGAAGCGUGCCUGCUCGACUGGUUGGCGGAUCUCGAGAAUCCCCGAUCGCGGAGGCGCAACGGCCAUGACGCAAAGAUGCUGUGUCCGCAAUGCAAGACCGAAAUCAUCGUUUCUCGUCCCCGAAGCUAUAUUGUGGAUAUAGUAAGACUGGUUGAGCGCCUCGCGGGUCGGAUGGUCCUCCCAGGAAUGGUCUUCACGUUAGGAGCAACCGUGUGGGCGGGGUGCUGUGCGCAUGGAGUAUAUUCGAUGUACUUUGUCUUCGGGACCGACGAGGCUCGCCAGAUUCUGGAGGAAACAGCUGAUGGGGCAUGGAAUUCGGGGCUGAAUCUGGGGUUGCCCCUCAUCCCGCUCGUGUUGAUCUUCUCGCGCACCCGGUACGCAGAUGGUCUCCUUCCUGCCAUUCCCGUGAUGUUCUUUGCCACACAUCAACCGGGACAGGAGCUGGAGUUGGACCUUUGGCCGCCCAGUGCGGCAGUGACGUUCGCCGCUCUUCCAUACUUAAAAAGCUUUUACGGCAGCGUCUACGAGAGAAUGUUUGGCAAGUUGGAGCGGAGAUGGAUUGCGGAAGUACAACCGCGCUCGGAUGUCAAUGAGUUUGACGAUAAUGCGCCGCCCGAACACCCCGAGCCAGACCCGCCUAACGAUGACAAUGGUGUCCUUAUGGAGAUAGAUUUGGAGCUACGCAUGGGCAACGAGGACGGGCCGCAGGGCUUGUUUGGCUUUAACGGAGGAAAUGCGCAGGGUGGACAAGGGCAGAAUCAGGGUGGAAACGGCCAACCAUUGGGCUUGGGUCGACGGGAUGAGCUGGUAGCCGACACAAGUAGUCUGGCAGAUAUCAUCCUCGGAGCACUUGCGUUUCCCGCCAUAUCUGCGUCGAUGGGCGGGCUGUUGAAGUACAUUUUACCUGCUUCAUGGACGACGCCAUCUACGUUGGGCAAAGCCCGACCAGGACUGUUGCAGACCCGCUGGGGCCGGAGUGUCGUCGGAGGAUGUGCAUUCGUGCUGUUGAAGGAUGCGCUGGUGUUAUAUUGUCGGUGGAAAUUGGCGCAGACGCACCGACGGCGCAAGGUGUUGAACUACGAUCGAUCGAAGAAGCGGGCUGGGAAGGCUGAUCGAUAG